GAUCUCGCAUUAAAGUCUGUACCGAAGCUCGAAGUCAAACGCAAGUUUUUCAAGUUACAUUCAUUCUGUAGAAUUGACCACGGCUUUCAUAAGAUGGAAAGCUCUAUAGAUGCUAACUGGACCAAUGAGGAUUAUGAAAUCAAGGAGCAGGACCGGUUCCUCCCCAUUGCAAACGUUGGAAGAGUCAUGAAAAAGGCCUUGCCAGAUCAUGCAAAGCUUUCCAAAGAGUCCAAGGUGUGUAUCCAGGAAUGUGUGAGUGAGUUCAUCUCAUUCGUAACUAGUCAAGCCGUUGACCGAUGCAACAUCGAGAAGAGGAAAACCCUCAAUGGAGAAGACAUAUUAUGGGCCUUAUACACCUUAGGGUUUGAAAGCUACUCCGAAACCCUCAAGAUAUACCUUGCCAAGUAUCGAGAAUUUGAGCAGAAGGAAGCAGAAAAAAGGCCUCCUAGAAAGGCAUCCAGGAAAAGAGCCAAACAAGCCACUCAUGAACCUGAACCUGACUACGAUUCGGAGGAUUUCCUCUCUGAGGAUAUCAGUCCAGGAAACUCGGAUAGCUCAUUAAGCAGACAUGUUACACGAGAAGCGUAUAUGAAGACUCCUGCUGGUAAUAUGGAAGUUACCAAUGGUGCGGACUUCAAGUAUGACUUCAAUGACCCGACAUUUGUCAACUUCAACAUGAAUCAACGGUCCAACUCCAUGAACUAUUUGCUUAUGCCAUCCAGAAGACAGUCGAGUAUCAAAGCUGAGGGUGAAACAGACUUGCCAAACUUUGAGGAGUUUGUUGAUCGGAUAGAGCAGUAGAAGAUUGUAAUUGUAAUAUAAAUUUUGGAAGCGGGUCGGAUUUU
Molecule: messenger RNA, 845 nt
Organism: Yamadazyma tenuis ATCC 10573
Lineage: Eukaryota; Fungi; Ascomycota; Pichiomycetes; Serinales; Debaryomycetaceae
Gene: ZCF27
Product: Zcf27p
Biological process (GO): regulation of transcription by RNA polymerase II
Cellular component (GO): CCAAT-binding factor complex
Molecular function (GO): zinc ion binding; DNA-binding transcription activator activity, RNA polymerase II-specific; protein heterodimerization activity
Source: RefSeq, a predicted model, not a curated record